GCUGAAGUCCUGUACUUCCCUCCUAAGAUACUGACCAGCGUCGGUUCUAACGUUUCCUUUCAUUGCAUCUAUAAAAACAAAACCGACAUUGUACUGUCCAAGAAGGUUGUUUGGUGGCUGAAUUUAGCAGAAGAAAUCCCAGCAAGUCAGUAUACGCUUGUGAACGAUCGCGUAAGCAAAGUUACUCUUUUCAACUUGAAAGCAACAAAACCUAGAGGAAGUUUCUUCUAUAACGCAUUGUACUGUUGUCAUCAAAAUAGGGAGUGUCAUCAUAGAUACGCUGAAUUAUAUGUAGUAGAUGUGAAUAUUAAUAUCACAUGUGAAACGGAUGGGUACUUAACUAAAAUGACUUGCAGAUGGUCUGCAAACCCAAACACAUUGCUUCUGGCGAGCUCCUUGCAGUUAAGAUACCACAGGAGCAGAAUUUAUUGUUCUGACUUUCCAAGUACUUCUCCAAAAUCAGAGGUGAAAGAAUGCCAUUUACAGAAGAAUAAUUCUUAUGAGUGCACAUUUCAGCCUAUUUUUCUUUUAUCUGGAUAUACCAUGUGGAUAGAGUUUAAGCACUUACUAGGAACGCUUGAAUCCUCACCAACUUGUGUCGUUCCAGCAGAUGUGGUGAAGCCGCUUCCUCCCUCCGAUGUUAAAGCAGAAAUCACCAGGAAUGUUGGGCUGCUGAACGUGAGCUGGACAAACCCCAUAUUUAUGAACAAUGACCUUAGAUUUCAGAUUCGGUAUGCUGUGAACAGGGAGGAAAUCCCAUGGGAGCUUUAUGAAGUUUCAAAUGCCCCAAGAUCAGCUGUGAUAAAAGUUCAGAAACUUUGUGUUGAGUAUGUGGUUCAGGUCCGGUGCAGAGAACUGGAUGGAUCUGGUUACUGGAGCAACUGGAGCAGACCAGCCUAUACGCUGGUGAAGGAUGUCAGAGCUCCCUUACAAGGCCCUGAAUUCUGGAGAAUUAUCACUGAAGAUCCAGCAAGGAGGCAGAAAAAUGUUACGCUCCUGUGGAAGCCGCUGAUGAAGAAUCACUCAUUGUGCAGCGUGAGCCGAUACGUUAUAAAGCAUCAGACAUCAGGAAACACCACGUGGGCAGAAUAUGUUGAUAAUGGCACUGCCUGUUCAUUUCCAUGGACCGAGCACACACACACCGUUACCAUCUUAGCCAUGAAUUCAAUUGGAGUUUCUUCAGUUAAUUUUAAUUUAACUCUAUCAGAGCAAAUGAGCACAGUGAACGCUGUGCAGUCGCUCGGCGCUUACCCAGUGAACAGCUCUUGUGUGAUUUUGAUGUGGACACUUUCACCUCAAAUAUACACGAUAACAUCUUUUGUGAUUGAAUGGAUGAACCUCAACAGAGAAGAGGAGAUGAAAUGGGUGCAAGUUCCUCCAAAUAUUACUAAAUAUUAUAUUUACGAUCACUUUAUUCUGAUUGAGAAGUACCGGUUCAGCCUCUACCCCGUGUUUGCUGGAGGAGUUGGCAAAUCCAGAGCAACGGAUCAAUUUACCAAAGCUGGAUAUGAAAAUGAGACUAAUUCCAGCCUCUAUGUGGUUCUGCCAAUAGUUAUUUCAACCUCAGUUUUAUUGCUUGGAGCGUUGCUGGUUUCACACCAAAGAAUGAAGAAACUCUUUUGGGAAGAUGUUCCAAACCCCAAGAAUUGCUCCUGGGCACAAGAUGUUAAUUUUCAGAAGGUGUGUAUUUCCCUGGUGAUGCUUCUUCCCCCACCCCGGGGGGCCUCUGAAGUGUGUGACACAGCCGUUGUCUCAGCUGUAGAAAGUUAAAAUGGAGAAAUGGGCCAGGACCAGAGACCAACAGCUCUUUGA
Molecule: messenger RNA, 1812 nt
Organism: Antrostomus carolinensis (chuck-will's-widow)
Lineage: Eukaryota; Metazoa; Chordata; Aves; Caprimulgiformes; Caprimulgidae
Gene: LEPR
Product: leptin receptor
Exons: 12
Biological process (GO): cytokine-mediated signaling pathway
Cellular component (GO): membrane; external side of plasma membrane
Molecular function (GO): cytokine receptor activity; protein binding
Source: RefSeq, a predicted model, not a curated record